AUGAUAAGACAAUCCUUAAAAUUUAGAAAGACUAUAACCAUCGUAUGUGUUUUGUCUUUGCUGGUGUUAAUUUUUCUUAUUCUUAGAAAAGAUAAAAUUACUAAUGAUAGUGAACUGAAAAUACGAAACCAAAGACUAGAUGAUGAUUUCCAGGAUAUAGCAUACAGAGAGUUUGAGCAAAAACCAAAGAAGGCAUUUUAUGUCCUUGGAGAGAAGGAAACAAAGAUGGAAUCAAAUAAUGUUGCUGAUGAAGGCACGAAACAUGAACUUCAAGAGGCCAAAGCCCGCAUUGAACAAUUGGAGAAGAAAAUAGCGAUUCUGGAAGGAAGAAUACCCCAAAAAUAUCCAGAUGUUAAAUAUUUAGGUUUUAAGGAAAGAAAACGCAUAUUGGUUACAGGAGGGGCUGGGUUUGUGGGAUCACAUCUUGUUGAUGUGUUAAUGAUGCAAGGGCAUGAAGUAAUCGUUGUUGAUAAUUUCUUCACUGGACGAAAACGUAAUGUUGAACAUUGGUUUGGGCAUCGUAACUUUGAAAUGAUACACCAUGAUAUUGUAAAUCCAUUGUAUGUUGAGGCAGAUGAAAUAUAUCAUUUGGCAAGUCCUGCAAGUCCCCCUCAUUACAUGCAAAAUCCAGUUAAAACAAUCAAGACUAACACAUUGGGUACAAUUAACAUGUUAGGUCUUGCUCGGCGAGUUGGAGCCAAGAUUUUGAUUGCCAGUACUUCAGAGGUGUAUGGAGAUCCUAUGGUACAUCCCCAACCUGAGUCCUACUGGGGCCAUGUGAAUCCAAUAGGACCUCGUGCAUGUUAUGAUGAAGGAAAAAGAGUUGCUGAAACUUUAGCAUACUCAUAUGCAAAACAAGAAAAGGUUUCAGUAAGAGUGGCAAGAAUUUUUAACACCUAUGGUCCAAGAAUGCAUGUUUCUGAUGGACGUGUGGUAUCCAAUUUCAUAAUGCAAGCAUUGCAAAACUUAACCAUUACAGUGUAUGGUAAUGGAAAACAAACUCGCUCCUUUUGCUAUGUAUCAGACCUUGUUGAUGGUCUUUUAGCAUUAAUGGCGUCAAGUUAUUCCUUGCCUGUUAAUAUUGGAAAUCCUGUAGAACACACCAUAGAAGAGUUCGCCGUUAUCAUUAAAAAUCAAGUACCUGGUUGUCGCAGUACAGUUGCGACGGGCGCUGCAGUUGAGGAUGACCCGCAACGCCGUCGGCCCGAUAUAACAUUGGCUAAAAAGCAUUUGCAUUGGUCGCCUAAGGUCUCACUACAAGAUGGACUUCAGAGAACAAUAGACUAUUUUAAGGAGGAAUUAUCACGAACCACAUUUUAUAACAAUCAAACAUACAUUGAUUUUAAAGUUAAAACUUCUCAU
Molecule: messenger RNA, 1362 nt
Organism: Iphiclides podalirius (scarce swallowtail)
Lineage: Eukaryota; Metazoa; Arthropoda; Insecta; Lepidoptera; Papilionidae
Source: the annotation of a GenBank genome assembly